AUGAGUUGGUUACCUCCACGGUUUUGGCAGCCCAAGAUUGACUUCGAAGCGACUGGCAAGGGCCUUGUGGUAGAUCUUGGCGAGGAGGUGCCGCUCUUCGUCUCAUUGCGCCCGGGCGCGUUAAACUUCGUCUCCUGGCUGAAGAGCAGAGAGGACAUCGACCUUGCAGUGUAUACCGCAGGAACGGAGCCUUACGCGAAGCAAACCUUGAAGAAGUUGGGCUUGGAAGGAGAGGUCGGAGAGGUGGCUGAAGGAAGUCUUUGA
Durusdinium trenchii is the source of this 264-nucleotide messenger RNA. NCBI's taxonomy places the organism in Eukaryota, Dinophyceae, Suessiales, Symbiodiniaceae. The record is from the annotation of a GenBank genome assembly.